Messenger RNA from Paecilomyces variotii, 1707 nucleotides. RefSeq names its product putative G-patch domain protein. Lineage: Eukaryota; Fungi; Ascomycota; Eurotiomycetes; Eurotiales; Thermoascaceae. Gene Ontology annotation, molecular function: nucleic acid binding. The record is from RefSeq and is a predicted model, not a curated record. The transcript is spliced from 2 exons. The coding region runs from base 163 to 1272 and encodes 369 amino acids. Gene Ontology annotation, cellular component: kinetochore.
GAGUACGCUCUCGAGUUACUGCAAGACUGACCAGAUUUGGCCGUGCGCUAGAAUCUCGUGAACGCUUCUCUUGUCUCUGAGCCUCGUUCUCUUCUGCGCUGGUGAUCGGCUGACCUGCCUGCGGUUGAGGGACACGGCAAACAGCGACAGCGCCGACUAAGUAUGGCUCCACAAAGCGCCCAGGAUGAGGAAGAAGACUAUAUGUCGAUGGCCAUUAUAGAGCCGGAGAAAAAGGAGACUUUUGCGCAGCGGAAACUCCGAAAGCAACGGGAGGCCGAAGCAAAAGCAAAGGUUCCCUCCAAAGCGGAACGUGCAGCUCAGGAGGCUGCACGUCGCGAAGCAGCCCUGGCUAAGACCGCCCUGGAUCCUAGCAACAAAGGUUUCCAGAUGAUGGCCAAGUUAGGCUUCAAGGUAGGAGAUGCUCUUGGCAAGCAGCCAUCAACCGGCAUGGCAGCUCCUGCUGGCUCUUCGGACGGAGCUGCCACGGCCACAACCACGACCGACGACUGGGGUCGACCGCGCACGGAACCUCUAAAUAUAAUCGUGAAGGAAGACAGAAGUGGGAUAGGCCUGGAUAACGAGAAGAAGCGUAAAAUAAGAGAAGAAGCUGCAGAAAUGUCGAAGAAAGUCAAAGCCGAAGAAGGUGACUAUCGAGAACGGAUGAGGCUCGAACGCGAGGAACGUCGGACGGAAGCCCAAGUACGCGCAGCGCAAAAAGUUGCUGAGAAGUUGGAUACGGAAUCUGAUGACGACGAUGAAGCUGCUCAGCCGUCCGGAGCCGACCAGAAGUCUCCCGGCAGGGAAGAGGAGGAGGAAGGAAAUGACACAAAUGCAGAGGAGAAAUCAUCCGCGACGUCUCGCAAACGAACCAAAGUCAAGCCGACUUCUCAGAUCAACGUUUUGUACCGUGGCCUUGUGCGCGAGAGAGAAGAAAAGGAGCGCGAGAUCCAAGCUCGUCAUAUUAUGCAGACGUCACUCCCAUCGUCGUUCUUUCCAGACCCGAAAUUGCCUGGAUAUGAAGACCCCAACCUGGACGCUGACGAUCGACACGCUCUUGGUCUCCGGACAGAUCCUGCGAGGGUGGUAGAACAAGAACUUGACGAAGAAGACCCAGAACUCGACGAGUUCAAUCAGCUGGACCCCAAGGAACGGUUAAUGAGACUGGUUCUAUACUUACGAGAGAAGCAUCGAUAUUGCUUUUGGUGCAAAUACCGCUAUGAGACAGACACCUUGGAUGGCUGUCCCGGCCUGACCGAAGAAGAUCAUGACUAACGGUAAACUGCUUUCCUCUAACGUACAGAGAAUAAUAGACAGUUUUUGUUGCAGACAGAUUCUAGCAAAUUGCAGCAACUGUUCGGAACAUAUGAAGGUCGACCAUACAUUGACUAGUACGGGGCUCUCGAAGCACCCAUAUGUGCUCUGAAACAAGAACGACUUCUCAUUCUGCGAAAUGUUCUACUAUCGGUUCAAACGGAAAGGGCUACGAAUGGGAAAAUACACCCGUCGGCCAGAUCGAGUAUAAAAAUUAUUACUUUUAUUGAUACCAAGAUCUAAUAUAUAGCAAAAAAUUGCUCCUUGAAUGCUGCCACGAUGAUAGCCAGCGGUUUGCCUGCGCCGAUCUAAAUCCCAUCGCGAGAUGUGCUCUGAAUGAAUACGAGGUAUCAUCGGUAGAGUGUCAAAAUAGCUUUGUUCGAGCAAAAGAAAAAA